AUGCCUUCUCAAGUCUUCUCUCUGGUUGCAGCGUUUGGCCUUUGUGGUCAAGUAAUGUCUCAGCUUUACCCCAACUCGACAACUCCUAACUCUGGGACUGUGAAGAUUCAGUGGCUCGACGAGAAGCCUGCUUAUAGUCCUGGAACAACCUUCGGAGUACCAUGGCCCCGAGGGAAAUAUCAGGCUAACGACACAAUCUUUUCGGUCGUCUCUAACGGUGAUCACGUUGCCACAGAAUCUUGGAUUACUGGAUAUUGGUCAGACUCGUCUGUCAAGUGGACUGCUCAUGCUAUUGCAGCCAGCGCCCUCGAAAACGAUUAUACUGUCAACGCAGUAUCGAAGAAUUCAACAGCUGUUCCUUCCGAAACAAGCAGCUUAGAGGUUACUGAUAGCUUAGAUACUAUCAAGGUCGACACUGGCAAGAUCACCGCGACUUUCUCCAAGACUGGCAAUAUACUUGUCCAAGAGUUGAAGACUUCAAGUGGACAAGUAGUUGGGCAGAAUGGAAAACUUAUUCUUCGGUCUCAGUCGUCCGUUUUCGACGACGAAGAUAAGCAGGGUCAACCUGCCGUUCAAUACUUCAACUUUGAGAGCAAGAUUGACAAUGUCACCGUUUCCAAGAAUAACAUCGCCCGUACUUUGGUCUCCGUGCAUGGCGACCACCGACAAAUCAAUGGUGGAAACUCAACUACCUCGACACACAAAGACUGGCUUCCAUUCGUGGUCCGUUUCUACCUCUAUGCCAACUCGGAGUCUAUCAAAAUUGUCCAUUCUUUAAUCUACGAUGGCGUUCCCGAGACUGACUUCGUACGCGGUAUUGGUCUUCGGUUCGAUGUUCCCCUUGCUGACGAAUUCUAUGAUCGACACAUCCGAAUUGCUGGCGUCGAUGGUGGCAUCCUCAACGAAGCUGUUCAAGGUAUCACUGGUCUCAGAAGGGACCCCGGACAGGCCGUACGUACAGCACAGUAUGAAGGAAAGAAGACUCCUGCACUUGACACUUGGGACACAAGGGUCUCUUCCAGAUUGCAAUGGAUUCCUACCUGGAACGAUUACAGUUUGACUCAGCUCUCAUCCGAUGGAUUCACCUUGAAGAAGAGGACCAAGGCUGGUCAAUCCUGGGUCAACAUACCUGGCAGUACACGUGCUGGUGGACUAGCCUACCUUGGUGGUGCCACCAAGGGCGGCCUUGCUUUUGGUCUGAGGAACUUCUGGAAGCAGUAUCCGUCCCAGAUCGACAUUUCCAAUGCCGCUACAGAUGUUGGUGCAAUCACAUUAUGGCUCUACAGCCCUGCCGCUCAACCUCUUGACACGAGACCUUUUCAUGACGGGCUGGGUGAAGAAGAUUAUGCUGACCAGCUUGACGCUCUCGAGAUAACUUACGAGGACUGGGAGGGAGGUUACGACUCGCCCUAUGGUGUAGCAAAGACUAGUGAACUGUUCCUUUUUGGCUUUGACAGCACGCCCGAGUCCGAAACUCUCGCCAAUUUGACCCAGUACAUUAACUCUCCACCUGUUCUCAUCGCUGAUCGCGACCACAUUGCACAAUCGGAAGCUCUCGGAACCUAUUGGCAACGUCCUGAGAAUAGUAGUGCAUCGGCUCAGACUAUCGAAGACCACUUGAACUUCCUCACACAAUUCUACCAAGGUCAAGUCUCUCAACGCAAAUGGUAUGGUUUCUGGGACCAUGGAGAUGUCAUGCAUACCUAUGAUGUUGAUCGCCAUGAAUGGCGCUACGAUGUAGGAGGUUAUGCUUGGGACAACUCCGAGCUAUCCCCCAACCUCUUUUUCUGGAAUCAGUUCCUUCGUACUGGGCAAGCUGAUCUUUAUCGCUUUGCUGAGGCUCAUACCAGACAUACUGGCGAGACCGACGUCUACCAUCUUGGGCCAUGGAAGGGCUUGGGUACUAGACACGGUGUGAACCAUUGGUCAGACUCGUCUAAGCAGAUUCGUAUCUCGCAGCCACAAUACCGUAAGGUCUUCUACUACUUGACCGGUGGCGAUGAGAGAGUGGGCGAUCUUCUUACCGAGAUCCUCGAUGCCGAGAAAGCGUUCCUGGUCGUUGAUCCUAGAAGAAAGGUUCGAGCAGCCAACAUCACCUACGUCGCUGACCCAGAAGCCCUCCUCAUCGACGUCGGCCUAGACUGGUCGGGCCAAGCAGCAGCCUGGCUAAUCGAAUACGAAUGCCGCGGCCCUCGCUGGCAAGAAGCAAAAUCCAAACUUCUCGAAACUAUGAAAGGUAUCGCAAACCUCAAAAAUGGUUUCGUCACCGGAGAAGCAUUGUACAACCUCUACAACGGCACCAUCGUCCCUCCUUCACAAGAUCCUGACAACAAAGGCGUGGUCGGUGUUUCUCAUCUCACCGCGGUAUUCGGUCUUGUAGAAGUCAUCGCAGAACUCACUACCCACUUUGGUGAUGACUUCCCUGCUGAUUUCGAAAAGGCUUGGUUGGAUUAUUGCUACUACUUUGGUGCUUCGCAAGAGGAACAGCUGGCGCGUUAUGGCAAGGCGUUUGGUAAAUUGAACCUCCAUCAGGGACAUUCGCGAUUGACCGCAUACGCUGCAAAACAUUCGGGCAAUGUCACUCUGGCUGCACGUGCCUGGAAUGAAUUCUACAACACCGAUGGGUUUAGCCCUGAUGCACCUUGGAAGAGUGAGAGGAUUGAUGGAAGCAAGGUGCUUUCCCCCGUUGAUGAGGCGGCUUGGGUUAGCACCAACGAUGUUGGACAAUAUGGAUUGGCUGCGAUUGAGAAUCUGGCACUCAUCGGAGGAUAUCUUCCUUGA
Aureobasidium pullulans EXF-150 is the source of this 2781-nucleotide messenger RNA. RefSeq lists its product as uncharacterized. The coding region runs from base 1 to 2781 and encodes 926 amino acids. NCBI's taxonomy places the organism in Eukaryota, Fungi, Ascomycota, Dothideomycetes, Dothideales, Saccotheciaceae. The transcript has a single exon. The record is from RefSeq and is a predicted model, not a curated record.